Paramecium tetraurelia is the source of this 1199-nucleotide messenger RNA. RefSeq lists its product as uncharacterized. The record is from RefSeq and is a predicted model, not a curated record. The transcript has 3 exons. Gene Ontology annotation, molecular function: chromatin binding. Gene Ontology annotation, biological process: regulation of transcription by RNA polymerase II. Lineage: Eukaryota; Ciliophora; Oligohymenophorea; Peniculida; Parameciidae. Gene Ontology annotation, cellular component: NuA4 histone acetyltransferase complex; SWI/SNF complex.
AUGUUCAUACCAUACAAAAAAAAUAAAGGGUACAAAAUCCCUGUUAUAUUUGAAUUCGGACAAUAAAAUACAAGAGUUGGAUAUGCAGGAACUGAUGGACCAGAAGUAGUUUUGCCUUCUGAUUUGUUGAUGGAUAGCGAGGGAAAUAUGAAGUUUAUUGAAUAAAAUAGCACGUAUCAACCUAUUGGAUUUGAUGUUAAGAAUAUCCUUCAAGGAGGAUAGAUAGUUGAUUUCGAUAUAUGGAAAGAAUAUGUCGAACACAUUCUCAAUAAUGUUUUAUUUUAAGAGAAACAAUUCCCCUUUUUCUUUGUUGAAAAUGGUAAUGUCAAAAAGGAAACCAGAAACAAAAUCAUAGAAAUGCUUUUUGAAGAAAUUGAUGUUUCCUCUGUGUUUUUCCACAGAAACACUAUGUUAGCAUAAUAUAUAGUAGGAAAAGAAAAUGUACUAGUAGUUGAUUGUGGAGCAUCUCAUACAACAAUUACUCCGAUAUUAGAUGGAAAUGUUAUAGAAAAAGGCAUUCUUAGAGGUGACAUAGGAGGGGAGUAUUUAACUAAUAAAUUAUAUGAGGUUUGGAAAUAAUAGGGUUUGCCAUUUUCUAGAUUUAAAAAUUAUAGUCAACUCUCACCCUCUCUUUAAAUGUAUGGAGAUUUGGAGAUAGUUAGAGAAAUCAAGCAUUAAUGUGUUAAACUAUAUGAUUAACCCAUAGACAAUUUAAAAUUCAACCCAACUGUUGACAAUCAGGCUUACGAAUUACCAGACUAGACUAAAUUGUUAAUAUCUGAAGAAAUGUACAAGUACCCCGAAUUCUUAUAUGAACCAACUGAAAACUUCGAAGGAUUGGAUAAGGCAUUAGAAACAAGUUUGGAGAAAAUUGAUUCAGAUUAUAGAAAGGAACUUGUUCAGAAUGUAAUUUUGAUAGGAGGAGCAAGUUGCACAGUUAAUAUGGUUGAAAGAUUUUAAAGAACUAUCAAUAAUCUUAAAAUCUUUGGAUUAUCUACAAGAAGCAAAGUGCAAACCCUCCACAAGUAUUUUGAUCGUUAACAUGCAUCUUGGUUGGGAGCUUCCAUCGUGGCAAGUUCAUAAAUAUAUGAUCAAUGGACCUUAAAUAAGUCGGACUACGAUGAACAUGGAUCUUCUCUAAUAGAAAAAAAAAUGUUUUAUUGAUAUUGAAUUAUCAUUUAUACCAUCUAAUGGAAUUU